Messenger RNA from Formica exsecta, 450 nucleotides. RefSeq lists its product as uncharacterized. The record is from RefSeq and is a predicted model, not a curated record. The transcript has 2 exons. Bases 1 to 438 code for a protein of 145 amino acids. Lineage: Eukaryota; Metazoa; Arthropoda; Insecta; Hymenoptera; Formicidae.
AUGAAAGAAAGUGUCGAUGCAGCCAUCGGUCCUAGACGGAUCACACCUGCUCCCAACGCAAAUCAAUCUAUGAUCUACUAUAGCCUUCUGCAAGUACAGCAGCAGCAGCAGCAGCAGCAGCAGCAGGGGAAAGGGCACCAACAAGUGGUGACGUUGCCGAUUGAAACUCUGCCCGAUCCUCCGGCACCCACGCUGUACCUGGAUAAGAAUAUGCCUACGGAGAUCAAGCAGUUGUUACAAUAUCAGGCACAGAUACCGUACGUCGUCACAGCGAAUCGCAUCCAGUAUAGGCCGAAGAGCAUCUUCAUCCCCAAACCGUUGUCCGAUAACGAGAAGGAACUUAAUUACUAUCGUAGCAAGGUUUACUAUACGGACGAUGAAAACAUCGACGCGGAAUAUUCACAGAACAAUCCGAUCGACAAGGACCAGCGUCAUUAAUUGUCUGGCCUU